AUAACAGUGACCAGUAACGGGUCGCUGGCCAAGUUCCAUCCCUAGUUUCUCUCAUAGUUAGUCAAAACAUUAAAACAUUUUUACCUUCUGUCGUCUGGUUGAAAAAUGCGGAUUUAAGUACUUGAACAGCAGCCGAACAACGCAUUUAGAACGUCAAGAGAGAACUUGGCCCGCUAGAGAUCGAGAUCCCCCCACACCGAACACCCACUCAAACUCCGAAUCCCAGAAGGUAAACCACUGGCAACAUGGAUCGUAAGGCUGAGCUGGAACGCAAGAAGGCCAAGUUGGCCGCCCUGCGCGAGGAGAAGGAUCGCCGGCGCCGCGAGAAGGAGAUCAAGGACAUGGAGGAGGCGGCCGGUCGCAUUGGCGGCGGUGGAGGCAUCGACAAGGAUCAGCGCAAGGAUCUCGACGAAAUGCUGUCUUCGCUGGGUGUGGCCCCCGUCUCCGAGGUCCUUUCCUCACUCUCCUCCGUCAAUUCGAUGACCUCGGACAACUCCAACACACAGACCCCCGAUGCCAGCCUACAAGCCACCGUGAAUGGCCAGAGCGGCGGAAAGAAGCAGCCCCUGAACCUGAGCGUCUACAAUGUCCAGGCUACGAACAUUCCACCAAAGGAGACGCUGGUCUACACGAAACAGACCCAGACGACCAGUACCGGCGGAGGAAACGGCGAUGUUCUUUCUUGCCACUCCUCGCCUCUGUCAGGAUAUAUGGAGGACUGGUGGCGUCCACGUAAAGUUUUUGGCACGCACGCAAAAAAAACUGCAGCUCAUGCUACGGAUUAUUAUGAUGAAUACAAUCUUAAUCCGGGUUUAGAGUGGGAGGAUGAAUUCACAGUGCUUGCAUUUGAUGCCCAAGGAGACGACGAAGAGAGCUCGCUGCAGAACCUGGACAAUGGAUUCACCUCCAAGCUGCCACCGGGCUAUCUCACCCACGGCCUGCCCACCGUCAAGGACGUUGCCCCGGCCAUCACGCCCCUCGAGAUCAAGAAGGAGACCGAGGUGAAGAAGGAGGUCAACGAGCUGUCCGAGGAGCAGAAGCAAAUGAUCAUCCUGUCGGAGGACUUCCAGCGGUUCGUGGUGCGCGCCGGCCGCGUCAUCGAGCGGGCCCUCUCGGAGAACGUGGACAUCUACACGGACUACAUCGGUGGCGGCGACAGCGAGGAGGCGAACGACGAGCGAUCCCACGCCCGUCUCUCGCUGAAUCGCGUCUUCUACGACGAACGCUGGUCGAAGAAUCGCUGCAUCACCAGCAUGGACUGGUCCACCCACUUCCCGGAGCUGGUGGUGGCCUCCUAUCACAACAACGAGGAGAGCCCCAAUGAGCCCGAUGGUGUGGUUAUGGUGUGGAACACCAAAUUCAAGAAGACCACGCCGGAGGAUGUCUUCCACUGUCAGAGCGCGGUGAUGUCCACCUGCUUUGCCAAAUUCAAUCCCAACCUAAUCCUCGGCGGCACCUAUUCGGGCCAAAUUGUGUUGUGGGACAAUCGCGUCCAGAAGCGCACGCCCAUUCAGCGUACACCACUCAGUGCCGCAGCGCACACGCAUCCCGUCUACUGCCUCCAAAUGGUGGGCACCCAGAAUGCGCACAAUGUCAUCUCCAUAUCCUCGGACGGCAAACUGUGCUCCUGGUCGUUGGACAUGCUGUCGCAGCCGCAGGACACGCUCGAGCUGCAGCAGCGCCAAUCGAAGGCCAUUGCCAUCACAUCGAUGGCCUUCCCGGCCAACGAGAUCAACAGUCUGGUGAUGGGCAGUGAGGAUGGCUAUGUCUACUCCGCCUCGCGCCAUGGCCUGCGUUCCGGCGUCAACGAGGUGUACGAACGCCAUCUGGGCCCCAUCACCGGAAUAUCCACGCACUACAACCAGCUGUCGCCAGACUUUGGCCACCUAUUCCUUACCUCGUCAAUUGACUGGACCAUCAAACUCUGGUCACUCAAGGACACAAAGCCGCUGUACUCCUUCGAGGACAAUUCGGAUUACGUGAUGGACGUCGCCUGGUCGCCCGUGCAUCCCGCCCUCUUUGCCGCCGUUGACGGCAGCGGACGCCUGGACCUAUGGAACCUCAACCAGGACACGGAGGUGCCAACAGCCUCAAUUGUUGUGGCUGGUGCCCCGGCCCUGAAUCGCGUCUCCUGGACCCCAUCUGGUCUGCACGUCUGCAUCGGCGACGAGGCUGGCAAGCUGUACGUCUACGAUGUGGCCGAGAAUCUGGCGCAACCGUCGCGCGAUGAAUGGUCGCGGUUUAAUACCCAUCUUAACGAGAUCAAGCUGAACCAGAGCGACGAGGUCUAGGACAAUAGUUGUUAACUGGUAGUAGUUAAUAGUUGAUACCAAUUCUGCGAUUCUUGAGGGAAUCCGAGAAGGAGCGUCCUUGAAUGAAAUUUAAUUAAUAUUUUUUGUAUCUUUUGUGAUCCCACUGCUCCUUAGUUGUGUAUAGCCCAUAACUUAAAAACUCAUCCGCAGUCCAAAUGCUCACAAUUCGCUUGACCACAUCCCCUCCAGAAUAUAUCCCCAAGCUAUCGAGGGAAACUGCAACAUUCUCUAGGUAACCAACACAGUAACUGUAUUAGAAAGUUUAUUAAAUGAAACUCGACAGAAUAUAGAUUAUAUAUAUAUAUGAAGAGCAGUGGAAGAAGAACUAGAAGUUGGUCUCCCCGCAUGUUUGAUUGGUAUAUUCAUUCAUUUGUAAUUAGAUAUUGGUUUCAUUCCAUUGCUAUUUUCCCAGAUUUGUUCCCAUUUUCAAUCGCAACCUAUUUGGUCUGUAUCAGCAAUAUCAAUUCCGGUCUUGCCAAAUUCGUUCGAUAAUGGGAACGGAUCUGUAAAUGGGAUUUUUAUUUUUAAUUUCAAGUUGUGGAACUAAAAAGAUUGAAGAAUGAUCAUUUAUUCGACUGUCAGGCAGGCUGAGAGCACACACAUAAAUAAAUUAAAUGCUAAAUAUUAUAUACAA
Messenger RNA from Drosophila subpulchrella, 2946 nucleotides. Its product is annotated as cytoplasmic dynein 1 intermediate chain. The coding region runs from base 246 to 2291 and encodes 681 amino acids. Gene Ontology annotation, biological process: transport along microtubule. The record is from RefSeq and is a predicted model, not a curated record. Gene Ontology annotation, molecular function: dynein light chain binding; dynein heavy chain binding. Lineage: Eukaryota; Metazoa; Arthropoda; Insecta; Diptera; Drosophilidae. The transcript is spliced from 10 exons. Gene Ontology annotation, cellular component: cytoplasmic dynein complex.